AUGGAAGAAGAAGAUCCGACACCAACCUACUCAUCAACGAAGAGGAAACCAGUCUUCAGGCGUGAUAGACAUCUGCAAUCCGCUCUUCAUAAUGGAGAGAUAACUUAUAUGUUUGAAAACUGGCAAAAUACAUCUGGUUUGAAGAAAGAACACAUUCUUUUAAAGAGGGACACAAAAGGAGUCUGCUAUCUUCCCUCUGAUCAAUUUAUCCACUGGGCAUUAUUGCAUGUGAGUAAGAAGCCCGAGGACAUGCGAUUAGCACGAGAACUGUCCAAACAUAUAAAAGUUGCCAAUGAUGCUACAAACUUGGGUUGUACAGAUUUCUGUGGAGUAUCUGUACCUAGUCUUCCAUCAAGUGGCCCUGAGCUGUUAAGACAGGUCUAUGUCAUGAAAGUGACAUUGGGACGAAUAACGGAGAAAAUAACAUUUAGUGAGCAACAUGUAAAAUCAUACAAUUUCUUCGGAUGUAAAGCUAAGUGCUACGGAAACCUUCAUGUUAUAUGGCCGUCUGACCAGUUUGCUUAUAUAAUUACUCAUAGACACUUCUUAGCUGUAAGAGACUGUAUAAAUGCUUGGUUCUCUGCUCUUGCUUACUCUUAUGCAUGCUGUAGAAAAUCUGCUGGUUAUAAUUUGUAUACAGAGGUUGCCAAUGUCAUUUACUCUGUGCUCCACGAUAUAAGUAUGUAUAAAGACAAAGCUUAUGAUAUAUUGAAGUGUUGGCAACCUCUAGUAAUAGCUACAAUACUUAAAGAUAUCGAGGGAGACCCUCAUUUUUACAACUCACUCAAGGACAUAAUAAUACAAUAUCCUCAUUCUCUUUUAUUAAAGAUAGCCACACGUAAGAUCUCUAACACAAUAGAUGUUCAUUUAGCUUUUGAAUUAACAGGGUUAACCAAAUGUUUCGGGCAUCCGGAGGUUGUAAUGGGAGCAAGUAUUGCAACAUGGGUCGAGAAAGGGACUGUUCUUAAGCCCGGACUGGGAGUAAUAGCAGAAGAAAUUCGUAGAGCCUUCGUUCUUGAGUUCUCACGCAAUUUCUAUAAACAGAAGAGGAAGUGGCCAAACCUGAAACUAGGACCCAAUGCUGACCCUCUUGUAAAACAAUGUUGUGAAGGCGGUUACUGGGGUGAGGAUCCUGGGGAACCCUGGUCCACAGCUAUGUUCUCGGACAUACAAUUUGACGAAACCAUGGAAUUUGACUAUCAAAUAUAUACAGCUGAUUUGUUAGCCGAUAAAUCAAUUAUACCUAGCCUUGAGCACUGGCCUUAUGAAUAUGAUGGUCAAGCGCACAGAACAAACCAUGGAUUCUUUCCUACUGUACCUCCCAGGGAAAGCAACAAUGUAAUAAUGCAGUACAUUGGAAGGGAAGAGGUAAAUGUGAAAAAUAUCAUACAAACUGUUUCAGAGAAGAAGAUCCCUAAGUCCUGGAAGGUGACAGUAGGAGUUGCCAAGGAAAGAGAGAUGAAAAAGACUAAGGCUAGGUUCUUCGGAAAAUUGACACUAGAGAUGCGCCUAUUUCAGGUUGCAACAGAAAAUAACAUAAAGAAUGUCUUCAAGUUUAUUCCACACCAAACCAUGACCAAGUCAGAAGAUGACUUAUUCAAACAUUUAUUGAGGAUAUCUGAGUCCUCCUCCCAGGACGAGGGUGGGCAUGUGUUCAUGGCAAUGGAUUUCUCUAGUUGGUGUACUAGUUUCAGGUUUGAAGGUGUUACACCAUUGUUUGAGGAACUGGAUCGUCUCUUAGGUGUUACAGAUGUCAUGGCAUACACACAAAUAUUUCCUCUAGAAUCCACUCUCUUAUUCCAAGACAGGUUCCAUCCACCUAAACAAGGACCUGAUGGCUAUCCCCUAAAUGGGCCUAGAGCUACUCUAGAGGGAAUGAGGAUGACAAGACAUAGUUACAUCAAGUGGUUCCAAGAGACUUUACUAGACUUAUGCACCCAAGCCGGAAUAACUCUUAAAUUGGAGGAAACAUGGGUAUCUUCAUCCUUGCUAGAGUGUGGUAGAGAGUUCUUUUUCAAAGGGGCACAAGUGAGCUCCUCUUUGAAAAGAAUAUCAAGGAUAUCUAGCGAGGCCAAUCAAACGAUACCCUCGUUUAAUAGUGAUAUAGCGGGGAUAUAUUCAACAGGCAUGUCAUCUGCUCAAAAGGACCAUACUCCUAUACCAUCCUUCUGGGCCACUGUUUUGGAAGCAUCUAUAGCAGCACAUGAAAGAUUUCCUGAGUUAUCAAGAUACCCACCUGAGUACAUAUCAUGCCUAUUAUCAGUUCCUAGAACAUUGGGUGGAUGGCCUAUCACACUUUUUGCUAACUUUGCCACACGGUCUAUUCAAGACCCCCUUACAACAGCAUUACAUUUGGUUAGGACAUUCCUCUCAUCACCUAGACACAGGCAACACAUGGUUAGAAUAGCCAGUACCCGGAUGAAGACAACGGACCCCACAAUGCUUAUAAAGGACCCGCAGUCUCUUCCCUUGGUCCUGCCUAGGCAACCAGAAAAUUACCUUAAAUCCAAGAUAGCAGAAGGACUCCCAUCCAUCAUAAAGAAUAAAGAAUUGACACCUCUAUUUUCUCCUCAAAUGGAAGAGAACAAGCAGAGGCUUAUAGGGGACCUCAUGACUAUAAGACCAUGUAAUCCUAAGCUGAUGUCUAAGCUUAUGACCCUAUCUAAUGUGGGGAAACAGGAGGCUCUUGUUAACAAGUUCUCAAGUACAAGAUCUAUACAAAAUGUGGCCUGCAGAGAAUGA
Arctia plantaginis is the source of this 2742-nucleotide messenger RNA. NCBI's taxonomy places the organism in Eukaryota, Metazoa, Arthropoda, Insecta, Lepidoptera, Erebidae. The record is from the annotation of a GenBank genome assembly.